Eubalaena glacialis (North Atlantic right whale) is the source of this 2001-nucleotide messenger RNA. It is a transcript of the gene TMEM220, whose product is annotated as transmembrane protein 220. The transcript has 6 exons. The record is from RefSeq and is a predicted model, not a curated record. Lineage: Eukaryota; Metazoa; Chordata; Mammalia; Artiodactyla; Balaenidae. Bases 1 to 777 code for a protein of 258 amino acids.
AUGCGACUUCCUGCCCCCAAGGACGAUCUGUGCGACGCUGACCCAGCCUCCCAAGCGCUCUGUGACUCACUCUCCGAGUCUGAGAAAUGGGCAGAUACCUACGGCUCUCUACGUUUGAGGAGGAGCGAAUGGGGCCCCACAGAAAGGCCCGACCGGCGCCCCUCCCACCCGGGCGCGCGCCGGCCAGUGGCCCCGGGACCGGACGACCGAGGGCCUUCCGGGGAGUGGGCCGGGCGGAAGGAGGGGCCGCGGCGGGGACCGCGCCGCCCGACCAUGGCGCCUGCGGCCGGGCGCGGGGCGCCGGGCCUGUGGCGCGCCUGCAACUGGCUCAUGGGCGCCUUCUUCGCGCUGGCGGCCUUCGUGCAGGUGAAUGAUCCAGAUGCAGAAGUGUGGAUGGUUGUGUAUACAAUUCCUGCCGGUCUGACCCUGCUUGUUGGACUUAACCCUCUUGUCACAGGUAACUUUAUUUGGAAGAGUAUCUCUGCAAUACACAUAUUCUUCUGUAUCGUGUGGGCUGUUGGCUUGGCAUACAACCUCUUGCUUCAUACAAAACAGAACAUCUUACAUGAGGAAGAAGGCAGGGAGCUCUUUGGUCUGGUGAUUAUCACAGCGUGGCUGACCCUGUGCCACAGUGCAUCAAAGAAUCCAGUUGGUGGAAGAAUUCAGUUGGCUAUUGCUAUCACAGUUGCUCUUUUCCCAUUUAUCUCAUGGGUCUAUGUAUAUAUAAACAAGGAGAUGCGGUCCUCCUGGCCAACUCACUGCAAGACAGUAAUUUAAAUGAAGAAUCCUGUUCUUAAAAUGAGAGUUUUCAAUUUUUGUAAACAUGAUCGUAACGUGCCAGUUCCCUAGGAAUUUAUUUCAGGUAAUUUGAGUUAAUAAUAGAGAUGAUUUUUUUAAAAAAAAAUCCCAAGUUAGGCUGCCUACAACACAGGACUGGAAGGGACUAGUGAGAGGAGUCUGGCAUUCUGGUGUGUCACAGUGUAGUAGAAAAGGCAAAACAAAAGUUAAGAAAUAUGAAUUCUAACUCAGCUACGUCACUAUCCAUAUGACUUGGGCAAAUGUAUAAACAUUUGGAUAAUUGGAUAUCCCGUGGAUAAUUCUUUAUCUAUAAAAUAGGGUUACUACCAGACCUCCUACUUAUUUAUAUAGUUGCAAGGUUUAUCAGCGAGAUAAUGUGACAGCAUUCAAAAUAUAAAGAGCUGACAAAGGGCUGCAACUGAUAACAGAGGGAAGCAGGGUUUGGAUAAUGAUAGAAAGAGUUCAAGAGAGGGCUGUACCCCUGAACUAACCUCAGUAUACUGAACUGGUACAGUGCCGUGAAUUAAAUGAGGACUCCAGAUGAACCAAGUGAACAAGCAUGUCUUGGAAAGAAAGUUAGCUAGAAUAAAGGAAUGUGGGACCAAAAAGAAGGAGAGAGAGAAUAUUAAUUACAUUUUAAAUGAAAAAUAAGACCAAAAUCUAUACACAUAUUUUUAAUGUCAAAAGUAGCCCUGGUUUGGGGGCUUCCCUGGUGGCGCAGUGGUUGAGAAUCUGCCUGCUAAUGCAGGGGACACGGGUUCGAGCCCUGGUCUGGGAAGAUCCCACAUGCCGCGGAGCAACUAGGCCCGUGAGCCACAGCUGCUGAGCCUGCGCGUCUGGAGCCUGUGCUCCGCAACAAGAGAGGCCGCGAUAGUGAGAGGCCCGCGCACCGCGAUGAAGAGUGGUCCCCGCUCGCCGCAACUAGAGAAAGUCCUCGCACAGAAACGAAGACCCAACACAGCCAAAAAUAAAUAAAUAAAUAAAUAAAAACAUGUCAAUUCAUUAAAAAAAAAGUAGCCCUGGAGAGAAGACCAUUUCAGAGCUGUACAGUCUGGUGGCCACUAGCUGCAUGUUGUAUUGAGCGCUUGAAAUGUACACUGAAGAAAUUUGAAUUUUUUCAUUUUUAUUUAAAAACAUCAAUUCAGUUAUGAGAAAACUUAUAAGUGUGUUUGGAACACUUGUUUUAAGUAUGUUUGGAACAAC